CUUUCAAAGAUCUGCUCGGAUUCGGUCGGCUUCCCUCGGCUCCGCGCGCCCACUGUUCGGUGCAGCGCAGCUCGGCUGUUCGCUGCCCUUCGGCCCCCCCGACCGCCACCGGCUGCGGCCAACGGGAUGCAGGCUGCGGCUGGGAGAGGGACAGCGCCCCAUGUCCUCCUGUGUCCCCUGACAGCCCCGUGAGCCCCUCGGCUCGGCUUCGCUCAGCUCGAUUAGGCUGCGUUCGGCUACGCUCAGUGCCAGCAGACUGCCAAUGGGACUGGCCCUGCGGAGAGCGCUCCUAUUGGCUCAGCGGCGCGGCGCCCAAAGCGCGGCGGUCAGUCAGCGCCGGCAGAGCACGCAGGGGGCGAUACCAGGAGGGAGCUGCUCCAGGUGCAGCCAUACUUUACGAAACGCAUGCGCAGUGGCUUACCAGGGCGCCGCCAUGCUGUACGAACACGCAUGCGCAAUAGCUCUGCAUAGGUGCCGCCAUGCUCUACGGUUACGCAUGCGUACUAGCUCGCCCGGGCGCCGCCAUGCUGUACGGGCACGCAUGCGCAAUAACACCACAUAGGCGCCGCCAUGCUGUACGGACACGCAUGCGCAGUAGCUCUGCACAGGCGCCGCCAUGCUCUACAAUUACGCAUGCGCACUAGCUCGCCCGGGCGCCGCCAUGCUGUACGGGCACGCAUGCGCAAUAACACCACAUAGACGCCGCCAUGCUGCACGGGCACGCAUGCGCAGUAGCUCCGCAGAGGCGCCGCCAUACUGCGCGGUUACGCAUGCGCACUGGUUUGCACGGGCGCCACCAUGCUGUACGGAACGCAUGCGCAGUGGCUCAUACCGCCGCGGCCAUGCUGUGCGGAUACGCAUGCGCCCUGGCUCCUCACGGGGCGGCUCUCUUCGUUUCGGUUGCGCUCGGCUCUGCUCGAGCCACCCCAGACACCCCUGCACACCACGACCCCCGUCCAGAGGAGCAGACAGGUGUCUUCACGUUUGAAGAUGAUGGUAACGACUUGAUGAAUGCGCUGGGGCUUGACAGUGGCCUGAAAGGAGAUGGGCAGCAGAGAAAGAAGGCGGAAGACUUCUUUCCGUGGCUUCUUUCCUCCAUCAUCCCGAUUCCCGUCGUGGGCAGGAUGGCAUCGCCUGCCUUACAGAAGCUGGAGGAGAAGCUGACGUGCUCCAUCUGCCUGGAGGUGUUCAGGGUGCCCGUGACCUUGCCAUGUGGGCACAACUUCUGCAAGCACUGCAUCAGCGGCCACUGGCACAAGGAGGAGCUGGUGCCUACCAGGGCUCAGAGGGGCUACAGCUGCCCCCAGUGCCGCAGGGCCUUCAAGCAGCGCCCGGAGCUGGACAAGAACGUCACCCUGUGCAGCGUCACGGAGCUGGCACGGGAUGGGGAGGUGCAGGUCUUGGGUGACAAGAGGUGCGAGGUGGCCUACAGCGAGCUGUGCCUGCAGCACAGGCGCCCGCUGGAGCUCUACUGCGAGGAUGAGCGGCGGUGUGUCUGCUGCAUCUGUACCGUCCAGCAGUGCCAGGGGCACCAACUGGUGCUCUUAGAGGAGGAGCGCUCUAAAAAGCAGGCCCUUUUGAAAGAGUCCCUGGAAAAAGCCCAGGAGGAAUCAGAGAGGAUGGAGCAGGAGAUGCAGAAGCUGGAAGAGCAAACACACAAUAUCAAGGAGUCCUCAGAGGUGCUCAAAUCAGGGUUACUGAGCAAAUUUGGCCUCCUAAGGGAAGCCCUGGAGAAUUUCCAGUGCCGGACGGUAGCCAGGAUUGAGCAAGAGCAGGCAGCAGCACUGGAGCACGUGGGGGAGAACUGGAGCCUCCUGAAGGACCACCUGGAUGUCCUUGGCCAGCACAGGGAGAGGGCUCAGCGCCUGCUCGCCUGCCCUGACCACAGGACCUUUCUUCAGGAGCUUCCCCUGCUCCUGAUGCCGGAGAGCCUGGAGGCGCGGCGCCCUGUAGAGUUUGAUGUGGCUAAUGUGGUCAAGCCCAUCGCCGAGAUCCUCACCAACAUCGCCAGACUCUUGCAGGUGGAUCUGCAAGGCUCUGUGGCCCCCAAAGCACCUGACCCCACCAGCCAAGGCCCAGUGGAUCCCCAGGAGCUGACAGUGAAGGUGGUCGCCCCUCUCCCUCGUUGCCAUCUCCGAGCUGAGCUUCUGAAGGACCACCGCAACCUGACCUUCGAUCCCAAAACAGCCAACAAGUACCUGGAACUGUCGAAAGGCGACCGGAAAGCCAAGCAUGUCCACAGUGCUGUCUGCGGGUGGCAGGAGCAGGGACCCCGCUUCAAGCCCUGGCAGGUGCUGUGCACACAGGGCUACGGCCACGGCCACCACUACUGGGAGGUGAAGGUCUCGAGCCACUCUGUCAUCCUGGGGGUGACAUACCGUGGGAUACCCUGGGAGUGGAAGCAGGGCCACAAGUUCAACAUUGGGCUGGAUGAGGGCUCGUGGGGGCUGCAGGUGCGGGAGGAUUGCUACCUGGCCUGGCACAAGGGCCAGGCAGAGAAAAUUCAGGAGCAGCUCUACAAGAACCUGGGGGUCCGCCUGGAUUAUGGCAAGGGGCUCCUCUCCUUCUAUGGCCUCGGGGAGAGGACACAGCUCAUCCACUCCUUCCACAACAUCUUCACCGAGCCCCUCUACCCUGUCUUUUGGCUGUGUGAGGGGCGAGCGGUGACACUGUGCCAGAGGGACUGAGUGGUGACACUGUGCUGUGCUGUUGCAUUGGCUGGCCUGGCAAGCCCCAGGCUGGUGCAGUGGCCAAACUGCAGCUGGGGCUGUCAUGGUACAAGUGGGGUGCAGUGUUUUAGCAAGCUUUAAUGAAGGAUAAGCAUGCAAAUUUAACCCACUCUGAUUUGCAUAUGCAGACCACGCUGGUGACACAAGUUAGGGCAGGGGAGAGGAUGCAGGGCUCAUGGCUGUGCCCUUGUUGUGGGGAUUGAGCCCCUGGUUGCUGUGUGGGGGCAUGUGCAAUUGCCUGCCCCUGCAGAUGGAGCAAGGGAGGGGGAGUGGGAGAGUGAAAGAAUUAGGUUUUUCUUGCUUUCCUAUCCUGGCCAAACCUCCCAAGCCUGGAGAAGAUUUGGGGGGUGGAGGAGGGGGUGCUGCAGCCAUGGGGCUGUGGAGCAAUGCAGGGGGAACUCUGUGCUUCCCAAGACCCACAUGCAGGCAGGUGCUGCUCCCCCAUCCCCUUCUGGUCCCCACUUGCUGCUCUCAGAUUUGGCAGAGCAACUUUUUUUUGUGGCGGUGUUCUUUGUACAGAGCUGCUUUACCCAAUAAAGGUCUGUUUUCCUACUGAUUUGACCUCGGUGCUGGUGAGAGCUGAGAGACCAAGCAGUUCUGGUGGGGAGGGGUGAUCUGUGUGCCCCUGCUCCUGCACCCAUCCCUGCAGGGCCCCACCCUGCCCCUCCACAUCCUUGCAGGGCUGGCAGCAGGAACCAGCUGCAUGUAGUGACCAGGCAGUGGCAGAAAUAGAAGGUGCUUUAUCUACAGUAGCACUGUG
Molecule: messenger RNA, 3489 nt
Organism: Cuculus canorus (common cuckoo)
Lineage: Eukaryota; Metazoa; Chordata; Aves; Cuculiformes; Cuculidae
Gene: TRIM65
Product: tripartite motif containing 65
Exons: 8
Coding region: 708-2687 (659 amino acids)
Biological process (GO): positive regulation of autophagy
Molecular function (GO): protein binding
Source: RefSeq, a predicted model, not a curated record